AUGCGUUUUCGAAAACAUAUUUUCCCUCGAGUUUCCGAUUCUUACUUGCCUCCAGACCAUCCUUUAAACCCUGCUGCUGCUGCAGCAGCAGCAGCAGCAGCAGCAGCAGCAGCAGCAGCAGCAGCGGCGGAGGCGGACACGGCGGGCGCCGGCGACGCCGCCUUCCUCGCGGCCGCGCCGCAGCCGCCCCCCGCGCCCACCCACCGCAGCAGCAGCAGCAGCAGCAGCAGCAGCAGCAGCAGCAGCAGGAGCAGCAGCAGCAGCAGCAGCAGCGUGAGGGGGCGGCGGCGGGGGGGUUUGCUGCAGCGGGGAGGCGGGAGUUUGGAAAGUGGAGAAGACUUGAGUUAUAUUUCUUUUCCGAAAAAAGGAGAAGGGAAAGUUUGGGUGGCGAGCAGCAGCAGCAUUGCUGCGGGGCGGAAGCAGCUGCUGCUGCUGCUGCGGCUGCUGCGGGGGCUGCUGCUGCAGGACGCGCUGGACUGGCUGCAGGCCCUCGCGCUGCAGCGCAGCAGCAGCAGCUUAAUAAACCUUCUCAACAAAUUCAAACUGCUGCUGCAGCAGCAAGGCGCAGACACCAGCAGAGUCUUCAUUGACUGCUGCCGCACGGGCCGCAAGGGACACGUCAAGACCCUCCAAGUGGGUCACAACUACCGGGUGUCUGUACUCAAGUCCUGGCGGUCUUGCGUGAGUGUGCGUUUGCGGGAAGUUCCAUUAAAUGAAUUAUUUCACAAAACUUUUAUUUUGAAAGAAAUCCCCAAAAGUUUGGCAGCAGCAAUGCGCCUCGUGCUGCAGCAGCAGCAGCUGCCGCAGGAAGCAGCAAGGGACUGGCUGCCUUACUUGGACGCAGCCACCAGGGCGCAGCACAAACGGAGAUUAAAAGUUUUGAAUCGGCAGCAUUUGUUCAACUACUACUUGGCGCGGCGCGCGUUCGUGUGUACGUACACCUCAAGAACGCGGCGCAUGCACGAAGAAGCCGCGGCUUCCCGCGGGGUGUCUUUGGCGGCAGUGCAGCAGAAAAUGGGGGAAAAGGGCCAAAUAAAAGGCAUAGAUUUGCCGGAAUUUUAA
Molecule: messenger RNA, 1062 nt
Organism: Eimeria necatrix
Lineage: Eukaryota; Apicomplexa; Conoidasida; Eucoccidiorida; Eimeriidae
Exons: 3
Coding region: 1-1062 (353 amino acids)
Biological process (GO): translation
Cellular component (GO): ribosome
Molecular function (GO): structural constituent of ribosome
Source: RefSeq, a predicted model, not a curated record